AUGGCUCCCAUUCCGGAGGCUUAUUUCCCGUCCCUGGACAAGUGCUUCUCCGGGGACGCUCAGCUCUUGUCUUGGAAACGCGCAUUCCUUUAUGUCAAUGAUCCUCAAGGUCAUGCCGGCAAUGGCGACAAUGUCGAAGCCUUCAUUACACAUCCCGAGACUACUCAACUGCUCUCUCAAAGCUUGAGCCCAUUUGCUCGUCCUUCCGCCAAAUCGAAGUCAGAGUUUGAUUCUAAAACAGCUGCGAUUCAUGUGGAAACCAACACUAAGACCUUCGAUCUGAAAGAAAUUAAAGCGGACGCCCAAUGGCUUAGUCAAAAAGCAGAUAUCGACGAGAUCACAGCUCUCAGAAUUACGGUUCUUGAAUGGCAAAAUCGACCGGCCGAACGACUCACAACAAUCUUCUCGAGUGAGGAGGUAACAAGUGUACAGAAUGCGACGGGUGCCGACAACCAUAGUAUCUCUGUGGCUGGUCCCAAUUUGGCGAAUAUCCUUAGACAGGCCACUGAAAAUGACAGCGGCUCCUCGUUUGACUCAGAACCGCAUCGACGUUUGCGCAUACGCCAUAUCUUUCUUUCGGAGAGGAGCCAUAUCCUGAAGACCUUUCGCAAGCUCCUCGUGUUGUCUCUACACGAAGCAUCAAAUGAAGCUUCUUCUCGAACACAGAACACUCACACGAAAUCAACUCUGCACAAAUUGGGGACAUCCCUUUUCGACGACAAGUCCACAGGGACUGCUCUCGGCAGGUUCUUGGAAGGGUGCAUAAGUGCAAUCCGCAGCCGUUUGACAGACCUCCGAAAGGAUGAUGGCUGGUUGACCUCAGGCGAGAGCAGUGAGGAAAUUGAGUGUGCCUGGAGAACUACUCUUGUAGAUGAAAUCAUUCAUAUCUUGCAAAUUAUGUUCCACCAACUUCAUGCGUCUGCUCAAGUUCCCUCUGGUGAUCUCUUAUGCACUUGGCUUGAUUUGAUGUCCGAAUAUCAGUUCUUGAAAGACUUACAGGUGUUCUGCGAAGAGCCAAAUGAAGUCUUGCUGGCCCUCCAAACCUUUGUCUCGCUCACUACCAUAUCCUUCUUGAAGUUGCCUCUGGUUUUUGAAUCCAUUACACGCCAAAAGCAGCCCGAGGCGUUCCCGUCUGAGCAAAAACCUUAUUUCCUUUCCAAGGACAAAAUCUCCCAAAUAAGCGAGAUCUUUACGAAACCUGGUGUUGACUUAGACCCCGCAAGGCCUGCGGCCUUAUCUUGGGGCUUGAUUAUCAAUUCCAUGCAUUCAAUCGCUCUCGACGACAAGCACGCUCGAGAUAUGGAGCAGUUCCACAAUGCCGUGGACUCAUUUCAGUCGAAUAAUCAUAAUGCACAUGUCUCGCGAGAAGCUACUCUUUACGAAGAACUUAUGGAUUGCGCCUCAACACCAAAUUACUCUGUCGAUCAGAUAAUUAAUAUCUUGACAUCUCACGAAGUCAAACAGUCCGCUCUUGAUAUCCUUGCGAAUGUGUCCACCAUGGCUGGACCUGUAUCAGCAAUUGACGAUAUUCUAACGUAUCAAAACAUGCGCCUGGCCCUCCUAGACGUUGUUCGAGUUUCUGCCAUGUUUUAUGAAUACUCGACAGAGCUUGUGGCCUCGGUUUUGGCUAUACUUGAUGGCCCAUCUAACGCGCCUUUGCUGAAAUCAGCGGACUUACUCGGAGUUGCCGACCCGAUCACCAUUUUCACCGAGGACAGUCUUUUGAUGGAAAAUGUUUUUCGUACUGCGAGGUCUCGAUUUCCUUACGAGGCUCUUCCCUUCUUGAAGCUCUGCCGUGCUUUGAUAAGCAAGCAAUGCGUAAACGACGAUGGAUUGCCUCGACUUUUUGAUGAAUUGGAAAGGAUGGAGACUUUUACCCAGAUAGUUCCUGCGGCAUUCCAGGCUUACCGGACCAUCCGAGAAGAUGAAAACCAAAAUUUUGUGUCACUCAUCCAGUCUUUACCUAUGUUUGAGGCAGGUAGUCGCAAUCGCCUUCCCGAUAUAGAAGCCAGCAAUGCUUUAAUCAUCAGAGGUUCAUCCGAGGUCCCAGCGGCCACAGAGGGUCAGAUUAUUUCAGAAAACAAACCGCCGGUUGUUAUGUGGCAUCAUGAAUACUCGUGUUUGAGUUUUCUGGGCAGCUGGUUGGAAGAAUGGAGUGAGACUGGUGGAUACUCCGCUGGUUGGGAUAUAGAGACUGGCACUGAGAUCAUCGGCCUUUUGGCGAAGCUUGUAGCUCACGCUCAAGAUCUGCGUCCGAACGAGUCCCCUGGUACAAACGCAAAGAGGGUCCUCGAAAUGACCAGCGAUGGUUUGUCACGGCAGGGGGAUAUUAUCACAGUUAUAUUUGACAUUUUCGAGCGCAAUCUGCAAAACAUUGGCUCUCAGAGCGACCCCGCUAAGGCAAUGGAGCCAAUCAUGGCUUGUGUUCAAUUUGUCCGAGAAGUCUUGAGGGUUCUUCCUUGUCGUGUUUGGCCGUUCUUCAGUCGCAGCAGCCUCGUUGGGUCAGAUGGCAAGGGUGGAAUGAUGACGACAAUCAUUUCAGCAGCUGAGAUGCCGUCUGGGGAAUAUCCGUUCCUUCUUAUUUGUGUGGAUCUCUUCAAAGCAGUCGUCGAGGACGCAGGAUCUCGCGCAAUAUUAAGAAGAAGCCCAGGCAGCGUUGCAGGGAAAUCCACAAUCGCGACUGACUGGAGUGCCAGCAUACCGUCCCACAUUAUGCGAGCGAUUUUGUUAAAUUUUACUCGCACAAUGGUGGAUAUAUUCAACAGCAAUGGCAAUUGGCGUUUCAAUCUUCCCGGCCAACGAUUUGAGAUCAAUGCCAGACUGGCUACCACAUUCAGCCAGAUUCUACAUUAUUCCUAUGGAACCAACGACAAUGCCAAGCCGGAAUCUAAAAUCACAGGCGUCUUCUCUUCAUCUGCGACAUAUAUUCUUGACAUGCUUCGACCUCGUUCAGUCGCCGAUCUACCAUUUAACCCACUUCUCAGAUUAAUUGCCGAGGGUCUCCAGACUCCAUCUACCCUUCAUCUCCGUUACCUUUCCUUGGUAGAAAGCCAAGUUACCUCUACUUUAAAUCUAUGCGUUAAGCUAGUCCAAGCAUCUCGCCUCGCAGGUUUAGCUGGGUCGCUUUUGGAAGAGCAGCUUUUCAAGGCUGCGCCUGUCCUGGUCAAACUCUACGCAUCAUCUGAUGCGUACAAGUUAUCAACCGUGUCGCUGCUUGAAAUUCUCAUUUCCAGUGCCGCGUCAAAUUCAAAGAACGAGCCUCCGUCACUUGUUGGUCAUCUAGGAGCUGAGGCAGCCUGCUUGUUUCUUGAUGUUCUCUCACCACUUGACAAGCCUUCAGGAGGCAAAGAUCUUCUACUGGCGGUAUGGCGACUGCUUUCAACGUUCGUCAGUAGGCGUCAACAAUGGCUUGCGGUUUUCAUUCUCACUGGCUCAUCCCCGCGCCAAACGUUGAAGAAAACUGGCAAGUCUGGAGAUCCAAGCAUGAGGGGCGUCCCAUUCCUUCAAAUGGCCCUCGACAAGCUUGCUCAUAUUGAUCAAGAAGAACCCGAGGUUGCUUUCGAAAUGCUCGAGUUUGUCUCUCGUGCUCAAGAAAAUUGGCCAUGGGCUACUCCACAACUGAAGAACCAUCCUCAAUUCCUUACUAGCAUCGUGAACCAUGUUUCAAAGCUGAAGAUUUCGUCUUUGCCAGUGAAGGAUCAAAUCUUCGUGACUCGGGUGGCUGCUGUCGUUGCAGACAUUUGUGCAGUCUACCUGCAUGCCGCAAAGGAAUCAAACGAUCGGAGCUUUGUCAAAACACUCAUUCCGCUGGUUCAGUGGUACGCUAAAGAUGCUGUGAAUGUGUCUGCCUAUAAUUCUUCGUUGCAUUCAAACCUAAAGAAGAACUUUGAGAAGCGGUAUAGUGGCUGUAAAUUGAUUGACUUCAAACGAACACCAUUGGCCACUCGCGCUAUGGGACGAGAUUACUAUUACGACAUAGAAAUGGGACAAGAACUUCUUUCCUAUGACUUUGCUUGGGCAGGAACCCGGGGCCAAGGUUUCUCUGAGGAGUUCGAGCGAGCCAACAUCAAUCUCUCGCUCGUUGAGGCGCAGGUGAGCCUUCUUAACAGUUGGAAGUUCUUUGCCAUUGAGCAUUGUGCCGAUUUUAUGCCAGACCGCGAGAUCCAAAGAUCGAUGGCCGUGGUCGCGCAGCACUGUCUUGAGGCAAAUAGCCGUGGUGUUCCACCAGAAGCUAUCUUUGAACGCAUUCAGCAAACGCGAGUAGACUUUGCUCAAGCUCUCCUUCAGCGGUUAGUACAAGUGGGAUCUCGAGGAUCCGAAGUAUUCGCCAUGCUUGAGGUCACCUGGAAAGCUAUUCUUUCUCGCCAUUCAACUUAUGAAGAUGCCCUUAUCAGCGAUGACACCGAGUAUUACCGAUCGCUUCUUAAUGUUCUGUUCCUGGCACUUCAAUUCCAUCUAGAAACCUCCCGUGCACCUCCUACGGCGCAGAACAAGGUCGUUGUUUCUUCAGAUUUGACAGUUGUCGUGGAAAUAGUCAAAACCAUUGUCGCGCAAGGCUUCAAGUCCCUCACCACAUACCUACAUGAAGAGCCUGAGAAAUGUACACCUAAGGAUUUCGGCGUCAUCAUCGCUAUUCUCCAAAGUGCUUUGCAUGUGAAGGAUGCCGACCGACUUUACGAGCAUAUCACCUACCAUAUUGAGGAUAACGACACUGCUAGACAUGCUACCACGCUGUUUUCAUGGGCUGAUCAGCUCUUGCUGGAGGGCGAUCCCGUCUAUGGAGAUCUCAGCAUGUCCAUCCUGGUCAAAAUGUCAACAAUCCCUAUGCUUGCUGAGCACAUUGCUGUAGAAGGAGUCUUGAUGAAGCUGUCGACGUGCCGUCUGACCAACCUCCUCCGCCAACCAAAGGGCUUCGGUCCCUUUGAUCCCGUCCCUCGGCUGUACAGCAUCUGGACCGCGGGUUUCCUACCUCUAUGCCUGAAUCUCCUUUAUAACGUUGUCCGUACAGCACCUGAGGUAGUCGCAUUCCUCAACCAAUUUGAAGGACAACUCAACCGUGCAGCUGAAGUUUUCGCAUCCCCUCACGCCGGCACUUCUGUAUCCGCUGCAUCACAGUACAUCAGCCUUGCGAUGGCUUCUGAGGCAUACUCCUUGGCUUUGAUUUCCUUUAUUCUUAACGGAUUCCGUCAAGCUGGUCCCAGCGCCGGGUUAGACCCGCAGUCCAUCCAAGAGCUUAAGUGGGAAAAGACCCAAGUCAAGGAUGACAUUGAGGCACUGCUUAGCCGCCGAGAGAUCCUGCGCGCGCGAAUCGUUCCUACAACUGACAAGGAAACGGAAUGGUCGCGAGAGAAGCCCCUUGUUGCAAACUCCAAGGCCACGACUCGAUUGGAAGAAAAGGUUGUGGCCGAAUUGACUGCGGCCUUGGCGUGCCUGAGCGGAGAUGAGGAUUCAUGA
Molecule: messenger RNA, 5454 nt
Organism: Penicillium angulare
Lineage: Eukaryota; Fungi; Ascomycota; Eurotiomycetes; Eurotiales; Aspergillaceae
Product: nucleoporin
Exons: 4
Coding region: 1-5454 (1817 amino acids)
Biological process (GO): RNA export from nucleus; protein import into nucleus
Cellular component (GO): nuclear pore inner ring
Molecular function (GO): structural constituent of nuclear pore
Source: RefSeq, a predicted model, not a curated record